AUGAACCGCUGGAUCAAGUGUUCCGAGUUUUUCGAAAGAUAUCUGUGGAGUUUGCUCCUGGGUUGCGGUAUCCUUCCGCUACAUUUUGAGCCCGGCUUCCCGGGACAGUUCUCCAAAAGCCGGAAACAUUUGGUGUUCUGUAUCGUGAUGACGUUUGUCCUAGCCCUGGGAACUCCCGGCAUGAUGGUUGCGAUGUACGUGUACGGGUAUAUAGCAAACUUUUUCCUCGAAAGCAUACUGAUAGCGACACAGCUGUGCUUCAUCUAUGUGUUCAUGAUCGUGGUGAAUGUGGUGAUGCUGAUCAAUGCUGACAGGUUGUGCAGCACGCUGAACGUGUUGUUCGAGUUGCGCCACACAGCUCAUCAGCGGUGGAACUGCAGCCGCCUGCAGAAGGAGUACGCUCGAUUGCUUUUUGUCAAAAUAGCUAUCAUAGACGUGGCACUGCUUGUGUUUUCAUGGAUGAUGUAUUAUGUGUCGCAGGAUAAUGGUCCCACCGCGGCACAGAUAGCGGUCGGUGUAUGCUUCCUACUGUUGCGAUACAUUUUCACCGCGUUGGUGAAUUUGUACCUGGUAGGAUUGAUGAUCGGAAUCCUCAUUCAGGGAUCGAUCAAUGCCAAGCUGGCAAGCUUUGCGGAGCAGCACCAGCUGCAGCUUGACGAAGCGAUUGCGUCCGCAUUUCUGCACCAUCUGUACAUGUUACACUGUAAAAUUGUGGGCCUGGAAAAGCAAUUCAUGAGGACCAUGAACCUGCCGAUAUUGAUGCUAAACUGUUGGUAUUUUUUUGCCAUCGUUUAUUCGGUAUACUACAUGUACACCGCGACGAUGCUGGAGAUAAGGCACCAACGCUUUGGCAUAGAGGACAUCACGAAAUACUUCAAUUCGGUUACGUUUUUCCUGUAUCUGUGCGUGCAGCUGUACUGCAUAAUCUCGAUACCGGCAAUGUACACCGAACGCUCGAAGAAAAUGUGCUCCCUUCUAAACCAGAUCAAUCAGCAGUACCAGAGGCCAAGAAUGGAGCAACUGCUGGAACUGGUAACGCUAGAUUGUAUGCAUCGGGAGUACGGCAUUAGAAACUAUGAAAUGUACGAGCUGGACAGGGCGCUGCUGUUCGGGAUAAUAGCGACUGUGACGAGUUAUGUGAUCAUACUGGUACAGUUCCACAUGCAAGAGUAUGGAUAA
Messenger RNA from Anopheles stephensi (Asian malaria mosquito), 1179 nucleotides. Its product is annotated as gustatory receptor 68a-like. Gene Ontology annotation, biological process: sensory perception of taste. The record is from RefSeq and is a predicted model, not a curated record. Lineage: Eukaryota; Metazoa; Arthropoda; Insecta; Diptera; Culicidae. Bases 1 to 1179 code for a protein of 392 amino acids. Gene Ontology annotation, cellular component: axon; membrane; neuronal cell body. The transcript has 4 exons.